Biomphalaria glabrata is the source of this 3037-nucleotide messenger RNA. Its product is annotated as protein RER1-like. Gene Ontology annotation, biological process: retrograde vesicle-mediated transport, Golgi to endoplasmic reticulum; protein retention in ER lumen. Gene Ontology annotation, cellular component: Golgi membrane. Bases 201 to 782 code for a protein of 193 amino acids. NCBI's taxonomy places the organism in Eukaryota, Metazoa, Mollusca, Gastropoda, Planorbidae. The transcript is spliced from 7 exons. The record is from RefSeq and is a predicted model, not a curated record.
CGGAAGUUACACAAAAUUCUUAGGCUAUCAUAAUGGCUACUUCCGGAACAUUUUUACAGAAAUAAGCUCCAGCGUGGCUAAUUUUGAUAAAUGUACCAGAGUUUGAUAUUAAUUUGCACCGGUUGCUAACAAUAACAGUAAGGUAUAUUCCUUAAAGUAAUAAUCUUUGCCCCUCAAUCAUUGAUUGGUCUUAGGGGACAAUGGAAAGCCAAAAAACUGCUCCAGCACCACCAAGCUUAGCUUACAGGGUGUGCAAGACCAUAUUAAAUAGGCACCAAUAUUAUUUAGACAAAACUACACCCUACACUACAGUCAGGUGGUUAUUUGGCGUUGCUCUAUUUUUGUUUUACACAAUAAGGGUUUAUCUCUUACAAGGAUGGUAUAUAGUGACGUAUGCACUAGGUAUAUAUCUGCUUAACUUGUUUAUUGCCUUCAUUACCCCAAAUACUGCUGGCUAUGGUGAUACAGGUGAUGGAGAUGAUGGUCCAUCUUUGCCCACUACCAAUAGUGAAGAAUUUCGUCCUUUUAUGAGACGACUGCCAGAGUUUAAAUUUUGGUAUUCAUUUUCCAAAGCCAUGGUUGUAGCCAUUAUCUGCACGUACUUUGAUUGCAUAAAUAUCCCAGUCUUCUGGCCUAUACUGGUCAUGUAUUUUGUUCUUUUGUUUACACUCACAAUGAAGAAGCAAAUCAAGCACAUGAUCAAAUACAGAUACAUCCCCUUCACUUAUGGCAAGGCCAGGUACAAGGGCAAAGAGGACACUGGAAAGGUUAUUACUUCCUAAUUCAUUUAUGGCUUAGCUACUUGGCAAGUAUAGCUAGAACAAUUAUAUCACUUACUUUAUACCUUGUCCUUCAACAUUUCAAGGCAAGUCUUUUCUUUUCUCUUGUAACAUGUUUAAAGUCAUUUCCCAGUCUAAUCUGUAUUUAAUAUCUCAAUGCCUAGCUGGUGCCCUGAUGUAAUUUAAACUAGUUUUACUUGAAACCAUAAUUUUUCAAAGUUCAAUUCAUAGCCUUGCUAAGAUUAGAUUUUGAUUCAGAUCACAAUGAGGUUGUGGAGAUUCUUAUGCUAUCACUUGGGUCUUAAGUUACGACUUACUUAAAAAUGUAAAAUGAUAUUUAUAGUGACCAUUUUGUAUCUAUCUAAGAACACAUUCAUUUCUUCUAUUAUUAAAACUUUUGUCAAUGAUUACCAGCCUUGUUUUGAUUUUGGCCAAUUUUUUUUUUUUAACUGCAUUUUUGUAUGAUAUAAUGACAACCCAUCUAUCUUACUAUUAAAUCAUUAUCAUAAGAUCUAAUUAAGAUUUCUGCAUAAAGUGCUGUUCUAAAUAUGCCAUCUCUCUUUGGUCCUUGAGAUUUUUUUUCUCGAAGUUAAAUACUAUGAAGAAAAGAUAACUUAGUCAUGUAGCCCUGGUAUCAGUAUUUUAAUGCAUAACUUUGAAGUCUCAUGAUAAAAAAAAUAAUGCAAAUCAGUUUUUCAAGGCGAAUUCAUAUUAUUUGUAUUGCUAUAGUAAUAUUUGGAUUAUUUAAUUUAAACAAGAUUAGUUACGGUCAGGAAAACCUUUUUUAAAGUUAAAAAAUUUUUUUUUUUCUUUUUUAUUAUUACAAGACUUAUUUUCUUCCUGGAUUUUUGUUUUUCUUGCGUUACAUAUAUUGUUUGGUGUAAAAGCUCUUAUAUGAGUUCACUAACACCUUAUUGAAGAGACAUGCUUUUCAUUGUGGAACAGCAUGUAGAAAGUUUCUAUUCAUUUUGCUGAGAGCUUGUGUUUGCAUGUUCAUUGAAAGAAUGUAUGAAUGUAUCUAAAUGUAAUUGAUAAGGCAGUGUUGGAUUUAUUCAGUUUGUAAGUAUUCUGAUGCUGUCUGCUGGUGUUUUGUUUUUUACUUGGUCUCAAUUUAUAAACUUUUUUAAAAUAUGAGAAGAAAUUUUUGUCUUUAUAUUUCAACUUGUAUCAUUGUGAAAGAUUUUGAUUAGUAUGGGUAAUAUAUAUAUUGAUGUUUGUGUUUAAAGGGAACUGGAAAUGAUAGAUUUUGUAUAGUUCUUCUAUCUAUUUUUUUCUUUCAAAUUAAAAUUCAAACUUAUUAAAGCUAUGAGAUCUAUAUAGGGAUGUUUAUUAAUUUUAUAUAUUUUUGUGUAUAAUUUGGCUCAAUACAAUCAAGGACACUAGUGCAGAUUUAAAUACUUUAGAACAUUAGGCUGUCUUAUUUAAUAUUGUUGUAGACUAUAUGGCCUCCUUCAGUUGUGAAAUGACUAGGGAUAAUCUCAUGAAAAUGAAAUGAAUGCCUGGGCAUUAGCUAUGCUCAGAUUGGUAUCGCCCAUACAUCAGUUCCUCCCUCUGCAUGUAUGUAUGGUAUGUCUAAAGGAACAGCAUGUUGCCAGUACAGUUUGGAAUCAGUGGCAUAGCAGGCUCUGCCAGGUUGUAGCACUGUGUGCUGCAAGCUAGGGUCUUCUGCUCCUGAGUUUUCAAGACUCUACCCUGUGGCAUAUUGGGUUGACUGAGCUAUUGUUGUAGGAUUACCAAUACUUUUUUUAGUUGACAUUGGCUUGUGUUUACUUGAUUAUAUCCUCCAGUUGUCUUGUACAGUGUUGAGUAAACUUUGUCUCUCUGUGACAUGAUUUUCAAGUCAAUGUCCCAACUUUCAUUAGUACUACUACAUUUUCAGAAUUUUCUCUUUUUUUAUCUUUAAAAUGGGGAAUGGCAUCAUCAUAAUUGUAUUAUUUAUUCUGUUUUAAUUAGCUACUAUGAAAACAUUAUACUUUUUUUUUUAUGUAAACAUAUUUUUCAUUUAUAUAGGUGAUAUUUGAGUCCCGUUUAGGUUGUCCUUUAAUUAUUAUUCACUUUUUUGAUGUGUAAAUUCUAUGUACAGUUCUCCCUCUUGUAUUUUUUUGUUAUGUUUUGAUCAUUGCCUUCUUUUGAUGACAUCAUUUCAAUUAUGCUAGUGAAUGAGAGUGUGUCUCUACAGUAUCAAGUUUGAUUGUCUUAUCAUGAGCCACUGUUGUAUACUAUAAUUUACAGCCAAUAAAUAAUGAUAUGUACAUACA